Messenger RNA from Aspergillus steynii IBT 23096, 666 nucleotides. RefSeq lists its product as uncharacterized. The record is from RefSeq and is a predicted model, not a curated record. The coding region runs from base 1 to 666 and encodes 221 amino acids. The transcript has a single exon. NCBI's taxonomy places the organism in Eukaryota, Fungi, Ascomycota, Eurotiomycetes, Eurotiales, Aspergillaceae.
AUGCCCUCCUCCUCAACCACCAACCCCCCCACCGCCACCCUCACCCCCGAAACCCUCGAACACGACCUCCUCACACACCUCGCCUCGACCACCGCGCUCGAAGACCUGCACUCAAACCUCCUCUGCUCGCUGCAACGCACGGGCUGGACCGAAAAGAUCCGACGCCUGUCGCUCGAGCUCCUCCGCGCGGGCCGAUGCGAUCGCUUCGACGAGGUCGUCGAGGCGGUGGUCGCGUCCGCAGAAGGGAGGGGUCAUGCGCUCUGGGACGCGGAGGGGAAUGCACACGCCCAGAGCCAGAGUCAGAGUCAGAGUCAGAAUGGGUCCGAGGAUGGGGUUCUGGAUGGUAGUGGUGGUGCUGGGGACGCGGCGGUGAGGAAUCUGGAUGUGCGCAUUCCGUCGGAGGUGGUGGAGCAGGGGGUUCGUGCGAUCAAGGAGGUGUUGCGGGAGGUGGUGGUUUUGGAGGAUGAUGGCGAGUCGAAUGUUGGUGAGGGUCAGGGGCAGGGGUCGAAUGGCACCGAGAAGGAAAGGGAGAAAGACAAAGACAAGGAGAAGGAGAAAGGCAAACACGGCGCGGAGAAAGUCAAGUCCAAGUCCGAGCUCAAGAACGGUGAUACAAGUCCCGUCAAGAAGACGGAGAAGAAGCCGAAACCGGGGAAGCAGAAGUAG